GCCGAACGGGGGCAGGAGGCCAUCGUCAAGCUACUGCUCGAGAAGGGCGCAGAUGUCAACGCAAAGGAUAAUGAUGGUCGGACGCCGCUAUGGUGGGCUGCUGAAGGGGGACAUGAGAUCGUAGUCAAGCUGCUGCUCGAGAAGGGUGCAGAUGUCAACGCAAAGGAUAAUGAUGGUCGGACACCGCUAUGGUGGGCUGCUGAAGGGGGACAUGAGAUCGUCGUCAAGCUGCUGCUUGAGAAGGGUGCAGAUGUCAACGCGAAGGAUAAUGAUGGUCGGACGCCGCUUUGGCUGGCCGCCGUAAAAGGGCGCGAGGCUAUCGUCAAGCUGCUGCUUGCAAAGUGUAGUGCGAAUACAGAAGAUAACACAGGUCGAACACACAUUGUCAUUUGCGGCCAAGAACGGGCAUGAUACCAUCGUUAUGGCAUUACUUAGCCAUGAAUCUGUUGAUCUCGACCAGCAAGAUCAUUAUGGUUCGACGCCGUUAUCAAUAGCUGUACGAAAUUGUCGCCCACAGAUAGUCAAAGCGCUGCUGGCUACUGGAGAAGUCGCUUUCAACUCUCAGGAUCGUUUCGGUCGGACUUUAUGGUGGUGGGCUAGAAGAAGUCGAAAUACCGACAUCCAGCAAGCAUUACGAGACUACUCGGAGAAGAGAGGUAUAGCAAUUUGCAAUAAUGACGAUUUUAUCGAGGUGAGCCCGAUAUCUAAUUACGAGUCAUCUCGGUGGUGCGACGUUUGCACUUUGAGCAUUCCGGAAAACGAGGUCUUCUACGAAUGCGACCAUGAGUUGGCUUUAAAAAGAAAGACAAAAAGGGAUGAGGUUGGUCUACUCUAUCUUUUACUACGAUCCCUCUUGGCGUAUUAUUGUUUGCAUAUAGUAUAGUAUUAUACUAUAAACCAAUAUCACCCUAUAUAUCCGAUAGCACUAUAAUAUAAUACAUGCCUUUAAGGUUACUG
This is a messenger RNA of Fusarium redolens, 957 nucleotides long. RefSeq lists its product as uncharacterized. The record is from RefSeq and is a predicted model, not a curated record. NCBI's taxonomy places the organism in Eukaryota, Fungi, Ascomycota, Sordariomycetes, Hypocreales, Nectriaceae. The transcript has a single exon. Gene Ontology annotation, molecular function: protein binding. The annotation marks the transcript as partial.